Molecule: messenger RNA, 2513 nt
Organism: Tigriopus californicus
Lineage: Eukaryota; Metazoa; Arthropoda; Copepoda; Harpacticoida; Harpacticidae
Product: fork head domain transcription factor slp1-like
Exons: 1
Coding region: 741-2234 (497 amino acids)
Biological process (GO): regulation of transcription by RNA polymerase II
Cellular component (GO): nucleus
Molecular function (GO): DNA-binding transcription factor activity; sequence-specific double-stranded DNA binding
Source: RefSeq, a predicted model, not a curated record
UUCCGAGAUUCGAGAUCUCUGUGUACUCUCUCCCUAUGUAUGAAUGUGUCUACUCCCGAGUCGAGCGAGCGAACGUUCAGGGGUCCAGAUUAGCUCCUCCCUUCGUCGGCGGCUUCGCUGGCGAUGGGCGGCGACGGAGAGCCAGCAAAGGAGGAGCCUCAGUCUGAGCUUGGAGACGGACAUUUUGGUGUGGAGAAAUCUCAGUUAAAGCUCAUUGCUCGAAUCGUGCAGACGUUGAACACGACCAAAGUCGGCUUAGAUAGCCAUCACAUUCAAGUGUUUAGCAGUGUCAGGUUUCAUAGGGACCCGGAGUAUUUCGUUCGAACCGCAGGAUCCGGAUUGAGAAGAGUCCAUUCACGGAGCAUCCAGUUUCAUCCCUCAUCUGCGUCUCUCUUGUCUGGUCGUCCCGUUGCGCUUUGAAUAGCCCAAGGAUUGGGACGGUGUUAAAAACACAGCUUUCAUUCAGCUGACACGUUUCAAACAAUUGCUGUGGAUCGUCUGAGUGAUGGGUUUGAAAAUAUUUAGAAGGAAGAGUCCUGUUCUUCAAACAACUUGCCGCCGCCAGUGAUUGAUUUCUCCCUUGCACAACGUGUGUGGAUACAGGGAAGGGGCCACAAAAACCUUGUCUUGAAUCCGGGUGAACGCCUCCAGAAGCCAAAGAUCGAUCAUUGAACAAACAUAGACAGAGGUGACGGACAAGAAGGGUGUUGCAUACGAGGCCGUGCAAUGUGCAGUUUCAGAUGCAGUCCCAAGAAAUCCAAGUUGCCAUGGUAAAACUCCUGUCGAAUAUGCACCAAACUGUUCCAUUAUCGUUGGUAAAAAUGUCGCCAGAGUCCCAGAGGUCCAAGUCUUCGCAAGGGGGUAAAAACAGCUCGGCCCCACUCAUGUCUGCCUUCUCCAUAAGAUCCAUCCUGGAUGACAGAAGUGUCGUCAAUGAUGAUUCCGAGGUCCGACAUUCCAUACUUCGCAACAACAACGAUGAUGAGUCCAAAGCCAGUCCCAAACUCUUCGAGGAUGAGGACGAACCUCUCAGCGAUGACUUUGUCGAUGUGGACGGGGAGGAGUGUGAUACAGCCUCCAGCGAUGAGGCUCUUAUUGAUACAGCCGAGAGAAAGAAGGGUGGUGAUACGGCAAGCAAUGUCAAAGAGGACAAGUCCGAGCCUGAGAAAGAGCUCACACCAGAAGAAAAGGCAAAAUUGGAGGAGAAGAAGAAGAAUGAAAAGCCGCCAUUCAGUUACAAUGCCCUAAUCAUGAUGGCUAUUCGGCAAAGUCCCGAAAAGCGCCUCACUUUGAAUGGAAUUUAUGAGUACAUCAUAAAAAGCUUUCCUUACUAUAGGAAUAACAAGCAAGGAUGGCAAAACUCAAUUCGUCACAACCUCAGUUUGAAUAAGUGCUUCAUCAAGGUGCCCCGACAUUACGACGACCCGGGAAAGGGCAAUUACUGGAUGAUUGAUCCGGCAGCAGACGACGUGUUUAUUGGCGGAACCACCGGCAAGCUGAGACGAAGGAAUACCUCCGCCUCACGAUCCAGACUAGCGGCCUUCAAGCGGAGUUUUGCCUUAGGGUUCCCCCCUGGAUACCCCGGGGCAUGGCCUCCAGGCCUUGGAGGUCACUCGCUGCCGGGAUUUGUCAGAUAUGGUCCCCCUUUUGGCGGCCUUCCUGGCCUGGCCGCCAUGGCGGCUGCUGGGGCGGCCAACCACAACCCCUAUCUCUCUAGUGUACUUAAAUCCUCCGUCGCUCUUUCUUCAAGCCUUCAAGUACCCUCCAGUCAAGCCUCAGGUAUGGGAUCAGAUCACGGAAUGCCUUUGAGUUCUGAUUCGUCGUCAAGACUUGGAUCACUCCAACCGCCACACGGCCUCUCUCCAAUGCAUCCAUCAGGCAUGAGAUCUCCUCUGAUGCCGAUACCAACCACUUCUAGUCUACUGUUUCCACCCAUGGGGUCCAAUUCCCCCUAUAGCCUCUAUUCUGGGCUCAGAUCUUUGGGAGCUCUUCAAGGAGCCUCAUUUUCACACUUUGGUGCUCUGUCAGCAAAUGCUGCUGCCGCCGCUGCUGCUGCCGCCGCUUCAGCGAUGAGGCCGCCGCCAAAUGGCGCCAACGGAGGCGGCCUUUCGCCCACCGCUUCCAUUGGAUCCCAAGGAAGUCCACGAGAGUCCGUGGAACGAGGCGUGAGUCCUCCGAGGUUCUCACCAGACCCCCGAAGAGCUUCCAUGGAGAAUAGCCCCUCCAUUUGUUAGAAAUUGUUUUUCUUGUGGCCUCCCCCAGGAGUCAAAGAUCGACCCAAGCAAACUGGGAAGAACAAUUGUUGUUACGAAUUCUUAGAUAACUCCACUUGCCCUCAGUAUUGAACUCAGAGCCAACUCAACCGGAGGAGUGUCAUUUCAUGUGAUAUCCAAUUUUUGAAUUCUCCUCGAAUUUUAUGUGAAUAAAUCUAUUAUCGACCACUACCCGCACCCGUUCCGUUGGUAAUCCCAAUCCAUGGUCACUCUGAUAUCCACUCAACACUUUCAAUUGUC